Messenger RNA from Condylostylus longicornis, 2881 nucleotides. RefSeq names its product melanotransferrin (gene Tsf2). The transcript has 8 exons. The record is from RefSeq and is a predicted model, not a curated record. Lineage: Eukaryota; Metazoa; Arthropoda; Insecta; Diptera; Dolichopodidae. Gene Ontology annotation, cellular component: extracellular region; plasma membrane; recycling endosome. Gene Ontology annotation, biological process: iron ion transport. Bases 130 to 2643 code for a protein of 837 amino acids.
GCUUGCUUACAUGUUUAUAGAUUGUGUUUUAUAAUUAAAGAAUUGUAUUAUAUUUUAAGUUGUUUUCAUAAAAUUAUAAAAUUUUACCAAUGUAUUUUGGUUUUUAUAUAAAACGUGAUAUAAUUUAAAAUGAAUCUAUUAUCUUUUAAUAUACUUAUUGUUACUAUUCCUAUAAUAUACGGACAAUAUUUUUUCAAUGAGCACAAAAUUGACCAUAUAAUAUGGUGCACAAAAUCUGAAGCUGAGCAGUAUAAAUGUCAGAAUUUAACGAAGAUUUUAGAGUAUGAUCGGCAGCGAUUUGAUGAUAGUUUUCUUAAUUUGACAUGUUUUAUGGCUUUUAAUACAGAUGAAUGUAUACAUCAUAUUGAUAGGGAAACGGCACAUAUAACCACACUUGAUGCUGGUGAUAUGUUUACUGCUGGACGAUAUAAUUCCUUAAUACCUAUAAUGCAAGAAGUUUCUAAAGGAGGAUUUAAGCAUUACUAUGCUGUUGCGGUUGUAAAAAGGGAUACUUUACCUGAUGUACACAGUUUAAGAGACUUAAGAAAUAAAAAGGCAUGUUUUCCUUGGGUAGGGAGCUUGGCUGGUUGGACGGUGCCCCUUUAUACACUCCAAAAACACGGUGGAAUGGAAAUAAAAGAUUGCAACAAUCAAGUAAAAACAACCGCUCAUUUUUUCAAUGAUUCGUGUGCUGUUAAUUCUUUAACUGACAAAUAUAAUCCAUUGGGAGACAAUUCAGACAAAUUAUGCUCUUUAUGCUCCGGAAAAGUUCAAAGUGGGAGAUGUACCCCUGCUGAUCCUUAUUAUGGAUUCGAUGGGGCUUUCAGAUGUUUAUUGGAAGUUGGUGAUAUAGCAUUCCUACGACAUACAACUGUAAACGAAAUGUUGACGGGAACCGAGUUUCGAGGGCAGUCGGUGGAUAAUUUCCAGUUGUUAUGUAAGGAUGGCAGAAGGCAACCCAUCAGUGAAUAUUUACAGUGUAAUUGGGGUGAAGUUCCUACAGAUGCAAUCGCUGUAUCUUCUGCUCGACCAUUUGAUGAAAGAAAACAGUUUCAAAAAUUUUUAUUAAAAGUAUCUCAGCUUUAUGGUGGCCAGACUGGUAUAACAUUUAAUAAUUCUUCGUAUUCAAGUAAUUAUGACUCAAGGAAUCAAGGAACUUAUAAUAAUAAUCCCUCAACUCGAUACGACGACAAUUUUAACCGAAAAAAUAGAUUGGACUAUGGACAAUCUGAUCGAAAUAGUAGAAACAAUGACAGAUAUAACAAUGAAGGUUCAAGAUUUGGAAGAAUUGAUGACUCCUUUCCUACAGAAACUAAUUCUAUACGGAACGAAAACACUUCACUAAUUGAAAAUUUUAAAAUGUUUGAUUCAAAAAUACAUGGGAAGCAAAAUUUGAUGUUCCAAGAUUCUUCUGUUGGCUUGGAGCUUAUAAAAGAAGAAGAGCAGUCAUUCCGUAAUUAUUUAGGAGCUGCAAUUGAUUAUAUAUAUGAAAUUCGUAAUUGUCCUAUAGGAGUAAUGAAGCUAUGUGUAACGUCAGAUGCAGAAUACGAAAAGUGUCACAAGAUGAAGAUUGCUUUGAAAGCUCAACUUUUGAAACCUGAAUUGACCUGCUUUAGAGGCCAUUCUCAUAUAUAUUGCAUGCAAUCUAUACAACAAGGCGCAGCCGAUGUUGCAGUAUUUGAUGCUGGAGAUGUAUAUACCGGAGGGUGGUUUUAUCAACUGAUACCCUUUAUGUCCGAAGUCUACAAUUUAGGAGAGCCCGAAUAUUAUGUCGUAGCAGUUGGAAAAGAAGAAGAUCUAGACACCGAAUUGACUUAUUUAAAAGGGAAAUAUACAUGUCAUACAGGAUUGAAUACAGCUGCAGGAUGGACAUACCCAAUGGCUUAUUUAAUUUCUAACGGUUGGAUUCGUCCAUAUGGAUGUAAUAGCGUCCGGGCUGCAGCUGAAUAUUUUACAAAAUCGUGUAUACCUGGAGCAAUAAGUAACCAAUAUAACAAAGACAUUCCGUACGAUUCAAUGUGCGGUCUUUGCCAUGGAUCAAGCUUUAGUUACUGCAGAAGAGACGCUUCAGAGGAUUAUUAUGGUCAUACUGGUGCUUUUCGAUGUUUAGUUGAAGGUGGCGGCCAAGUUGCCUUCGUAAAACAUACAACUGUUUCUGAAAAUACUGGCGGAAAGCGUAAAGAAUGGUGGGCACGAAAUACAUUAGAAGAUGAAUUUGAACUUUUAUGCCCAGAUGGUACACGUGCUGAAAUGUCUGAAUACAAGACAUGUAAUUUAGGAAAAGUGAAAGCAAAUGCUAUUGUAGCCCGCGGAGGAUUCGGAUACAACGAGACUGAAUUGAAUGCAUUUAUUAAUCUGUUUCAAUAUGCUCAACAGUUAUAUGGUAGAAAGUACGUCGAUGAAUUUAGUUUUAGUAUGUUCUCAUCACCAGCGCCGUAUUACGAUUUAAUUUUCCAAGACGCAACACGCCAACUUCAAGUUAUAGAUAAAGAUAAACGAAGUUUCGAUACAUAUUUAGGAAACGAUUUUUUGAGGGCUCGGCGGAUAACUGAUUGUUUUGCAUCUGCUCCAAAAGCUAUGAGCACAAAUAUUUUUUAUACCUUAACUAGUUUAGUACUUUUAAGUUAUCUAUCCUUGUUAUAAAAAAUUCUUUAAUUUUAAACAAACUUACAAAUUGUGUAUAAUGUACAAUGAAAAAAAUAAAAACAAAACCGACAAAAAAUAAGAUAAAAAAUCCGUCCAAAUAAAAAGAAUUGUACAAUUGAAUUAAUUCCAAUCGAAAUAAUAGGUACAAUUCCGUCCAUAAUGUAUAUGAUAAGUAAUAAAAUUAUAAAAUGGUUUAUAUUUUAUACUUUUUUUAAGAAAUAAAUUUUUUAAUUAC